AUGUGGACGAUAUCCUCGAAAACGUUUCAUUCCUGGCAACGAACCAUCUGUUGCGGCCUUUGUUCCACGGCUCCCGCGAAACAUGGUUCCGCCGGAGCCACCGGUUCGCUCAAUAAUCCAGCUUUACUUGCUGCUUCUGCAGCGGCAAAUCGCCCGCUUAUUCCGGCUGCAAAUCCACCACCGGCACCACCGCCGCAUUAUCACUACAUGCCGAUGACUGUAUCUUCGAUGCCGUCAAGCCAUGUCAUUGCAGCCCAAAAUGCUGCCGGUGCUGCCUGGAAACAGUCAAAAAUUGUGUAA
This is a messenger RNA of Gongylonema pulchrum, 300 nucleotides long. Lineage: Eukaryota; Metazoa; Nematoda; Chromadorea; Rhabditida; Gongylonematidae. The record is from the annotation of a GenBank genome assembly.